Trypanosoma rangeli is the source of this 879-nucleotide messenger RNA. RefSeq lists its product as uncharacterized. The transcript has a single exon. NCBI's taxonomy places the organism in Eukaryota, Euglenozoa, Kinetoplastea, Trypanosomatida, Trypanosomatidae. The coding region runs from base 1 to 879 and encodes 292 amino acids. The record is from RefSeq and is a predicted model, not a curated record.
AUGGGCCGAAGCGCUUGUUUCUCUUGCGUUUUCUAUUCUACAGGCAAAGGGGGGGGGGUGGCGCAUGGACCCACGAGAAGGUUUUAUUUUGUUUUUUACAUUUCAUUAGCGUUUAUUUUUUUUUCUGUGUGCUUUCGCGUGUUGUGUUUUGAGCUUCGUUUGCGCUCUGUGCGCCAAGUUGCGGCGAGGGGCGCUUCUCUCUUGGUGCUUGCGGCGCUGCUCUUUUGUCUUCGGCGGGUCACGCUGCUUUUUUGUAUUUUGCUCCGUUUUGUUUUUUUUUGUUUUUGUUUGUGCACUGCUCGCUGGGUGCCGGCGGAGGUGGAGGAGGGCAUCUCCGUGCGGGCGAUCGGUGGGCGGGCGGAUGCCGCGGAGCUCUGCCCGUGGCGAAUCGCUGCGAGGCAAGGUGCGCCAACGCCGCUGCCGCAGUGGGCCGUGGCGGGCCGGUUUUGGAGGGGCGGCAGCAGCUGUUUUUAUGGCUGCAGCGGAGUGGGCCAACAACUUCUUCGUGUAGGCCAACACUGGCGGUGCGAGUCGCGCUCUCUUCGGCACCGGGGGCUUGCCGUCGCGGAGCCGCUCCUCUGUGGGUGUCACGGCUUUUGUGGCGCUUUUCCCUGCCUUUUGGCCCACCACGCUGCGAAACUGCCGUGGCACGAGCGGGGCCCAUGGCGUCCGCCUGCAUCUGGCACCGGGUCGCCGCUUAAUUCGGUGGGCCGCGAUUCCGUUGCGUGCAUGGGGGCGGAAGCGAGACACCCUGCGCGGGUUAUGCGCUGCCCCGCCAACGCGUUCCGCACCGCGCGGGGCCUGAAUGAUGACAGACGCCCUCUGCCUCCUCACCGCCCCGCGCACAGACCCUCUCACAGUGCCAGUUCCGGCGCUUAG